Messenger RNA from Bombyx mori (domestic silkworm), 6040 nucleotides. RefSeq names its product proton-coupled amino acid transporter 1. Gene Ontology annotation, biological process: amino acid transmembrane transport. The record is from RefSeq and is a predicted model, not a curated record. The coding region runs from base 208 to 1629 and encodes 473 amino acids. NCBI's taxonomy places the organism in Eukaryota, Metazoa, Arthropoda, Insecta, Lepidoptera, Bombycidae. Gene Ontology annotation, molecular function: L-amino acid transmembrane transporter activity. The transcript is spliced from 9 exons.
UAUCGUCUUCGUUUGCCGCAGCGACGUCGGUACCUACCGUACUUAGUGUUUGAGAGACAGUUUGCAUGCGUAUUGCGUCGGCGCACCUGUCAGUCGUUUAAGAACGCGCGGAUGAGUAGCGCGGACUCCUGCUCAACGGUAUCUAUUGAAAGCGAUCUGUGCGUUACGUGGUUCGAUUAAAAUAUUAGGAUCGCAAUAAAACACGAAAUGACUGUCAAAGAAAAGAUCGCCAUUAGCCACAUCAGCGGCAGCGCUGUCAGCCUCAGUCAAAAUGGAAGCACCGUCACAGAGCCUUACGGAAUGUUUCAAUCUCGGGAGCAGAUCCUGCCUCACACCAAGGGUCAGCUGGAUAUGGAGAGCGGAAAGACACGCGACGGACACAAAGUCAGGCAUCCAACUUCAUAUUGGGACACACUACUCCACAUCUUUAAAGGGAACAUUAGUAGUGGUUUGUUGGCGAUGGGAGACGCUUUCAAGAACGGAGGCAUUGUAUUCGCUCCUAUAAUGACAGCUAUUUUAGGAGUCAUCUGCGUACACGCACAACAUUUAUUGUUAAAUGGUUCAGAAGAAAUGCACAGACAAACUAAACAGGAUCGGCCACCAGGGUUUGCCGAAACGGUGUACUUGGCGUUCGCGAAAGGUCCCCUCAGGCUCCGGCCCCUUGCCACCACCAUGAAAAUCGUCGUCAACUUCUUCCUGUGUAUCACACAGCUCGGAUUCUGCUGCGUUUAUAUUGUAUUCAUCGCUAACAAUAUUAAACUGAUCUGCGACCAUUAUGAAGUGCACAUCGACCUGUCGAUUCACAUGAUUAUAGUCGUGAUUCCUGUCCUCCUGGCCUGCAUGGUGCGAAACCUUAAGUACCUUACUCCGUUCUCUACAAUCGCGAACAUCAUGAUGGCAGUCGGAGUUAGCGUCGUUAUUUACCAGGCGACCUUGGAUUUACCAUCGGUUCAUACGAGGAAUUACAUAGCAUCGUGGCAACAACUGCCUUUGUACUUCGGAACUGCUGUCUACGCUUUCGAAGGAAUUGGUUUGGUGCUCCCCUUGAAGAACGAGAUGAAGAAUCCCGAAGAGUUUCAAAAGCCGUUCGGAGUGCUCAACAUCGGAAUGAUCAUAGUGGGCUCCAUCUUCAUUACCGUUGGAUUCCUUGGUUACCUGAAGUGGGGUGAAGGAGUGGCGGGAAGUCUUACCUUGAACUUGGAGCCCGGUCACGUUUUGAGCAACGUAGUGCAAGUCUUGAUAGGCUGUGCUGUUCUGUUCACGUAUCCGCUUCAGUUCUACGUGCCCGUGGGCAUCACCUGGCCGGCGCUGAAGAAGAGAUGCGGUGAAAAAUGUCUCAUUGCCAAGGAGUUGGGCUAUAGGGCUCUAUUGGUGCUUUUGACUUUCAUCCUGGCGGAAUCCAUACCCGAACUGGGCCUAUUCAUCUCCUUGGUUGGUGCUGUAAGCAGUACAGCUCUGGCACUCGUGUUCCCACCGCUGGUCGAGUUGGUCGUGGCCUCUCAGAAGAAAGAAGGACUUUCUGUCUUCAUUAUCGUAAAGGACACUAUCAUCAUAUUAUUUGGAUUAUUCGUGUUCGUCACUGGUACAUUUCAGAGUAUCGCAAGUAUUGUAAGAGCAUUUAGAAUUUAAUUAUUAAUCUCGUAUUGCAGUCUACGAAGUGAUUGUUCAUAAUUUAAAAUUUCAUCGAUUUAUUUAUAAGUAACUUUCAGUGCACCGAAUUUCAAACUAUGUAUUAUAUAUAAUGAGUAUCUAAUAUUUUGGAAAUCACAGAAAUGUAUUGGAUCAAUUACUUUUAGCAAUUUACUAGUUAACAUAAUUAAUUAUUAUACAUAAGCUAAAUAAUAUUAUAGGUGUAAGUGAAGAGAAAGUUUUGAAAUGAAAUUAAUAAAUCACUAAGCCAAAUUGGAUGGAAAACACUAUUCAGUUAGUGAGCUAAGCAUAAAUAAUUGUUGUUUAUGCUCUGUCAAACUGUAACAUGAGGAAAAAAAGCACUGCGCUUUAUUUUUGUUGUUGAUCUUUAAUUCUUAAGUGCAUCGCGUGCAGAGUUUGUAACAUUAGUAAAAUAUUAUAAAAUUAAAUAUGAUUUCAUCAAUGAUCUUUAAGUAUAAUCGCUUUACGAAAUACCAGCUCGACUAAAUGUUUUCGAGAAAGUUUCCAAUACACCCUGUAUAUAAGCGCGGUCAUCGCGUUUUGUCCUGAACAUUUAAGCUUCAGUGACUGGCAACAUAAUUAUUACGAAUUUUAGUAAACUCUGUACUUGCUUAUAUGGUUUAUCCGUAAAAAUAUUUUAUGUAUUAUAUAAUCACACAACGCCUCUUAUAGUUAUAAAAAUAUAGCUCUCAAGCUAUAUUUUUUUCGAUGAUGCAUUAUUUGUUAAUUUUGUAGGUUAUAUAUAUUUAAGAAAACACCAGUAGUUUUUUGUCAGUCGAAUGGGGUAGGUAUCACCAUCCAUCGCCCGGCUCCGACCCCUGCAGGCGGCGGCCUCCCCCCGAUGAAGGUAUUACGAGGGGACCUGAGGGAGCGAGGCCGGACAGGGUUGUCGUUAAGUGUGUGGGCAUCUACCAUCUUUGACGCUGGUCUUUAGCGUCUACAGCUCGGCUCGUACCAUCAUCGACCGACGAAUCCCACAUAUAUCACGCGCCCCCUUAAGUCCGGGAGAGGCAGACGAAGAUAAGGCCCACCUGAUGGGGAGUGGUUACCGUCGCCCAUGGACUUCAGUAAUGCUAGGGACAGAGUCAAGCCGCUGUUAAGUACUCUUAAGUACUCGACGGAGGUUAUAUCUGGAGUAAAAAAAAUCCUAUCACCAUCAAUCAUUUCAAAUGUAUUAUAGUAUAGUGAUGGGGCUGGAGAUAUUCACAUUAUAGUGUCCAUGGGCUCCGGAAGACGCAUAACACCGAUAGGCGUGAGCUUUCCAUGUUUUUCUGCCAACACUUUGAACCAGUCUGUGUAUUUUAAGCUUUUAUUACUUUAAGCGAAUUAUUUUAAGGUGCUGUCUGAUUACAAUUUAACAAAACGUAGUCAUCUUCUUGUCCUUUUCCUACAUUAUGUGGGAUCAGUGAUGAAUGCUCUUUUGUGAUGUUGCAUAUGGAUUUGACAUGUGUUUUACGACCGGCUGCCUGGUUAACGUCAAACCUCGGGUUAUGUCUGCAUAUAUCUAUUGCCACGUGGUACAGUGAGGGACUUCUGUGUCUUCUGUAUGUGCUUCUUUUACCUACUUGAUCCAUAUUUUAUUAUAUGAUUUGAAUUUUAUUAUAAUAAACAUUUAAACUGAAAUUUAGAUUUUCAAACAUCAAAUUAUUAUUUUAUUUUCGUUUAUCUGUGUGUAAUAGUAGAGAUAUGAUUAAGAAAUUCAUUAAGAAAAGGUAGUAUAUGUGAGGAGAUUGCGUAACUAACUGUAAGUGAAAAAAAUGAAUAAUAACUAAUAUUAACUGAAUAGAAUUUAAAUGUUUCAUGAACUCUUUCUUAAAAAAACCUUUUUUAAAACUACUGUCACAUUUUUCCAGAUUAUAUUAUUAUGUACUCCAAAGAUAUUUGCGUCAGUAACUUUUAAAUCGAUUUCGGUGUAUGAGCAUAAACCUCUAUAUUAAUAAAUACCUUCAUGAAUAAGAAGCAUGUGCAAAACUCAUUUCAUAUUGUAAUUAGAUAGCGUCUUAAUAUAAUCCAUAUCAUAUAUUUUUAACAUAGGUGAUUACGUAAGUUGCAAGUUACCUAUUUAUGUGUUUUUAUUUUAAGAAUAUUAAUGUUUCUAGAAACAGUCUAGAAAAUUCUGUGAUUAUACUUAUGUACGUAAAUUUAAAAUAAAGAACUUUGUGAUUGUAAACAAUGCAUUGAUUGCAUUUUAUUGAUUAACAUGGGUAUUUCUAUAAUUUUAUGCAACUAUUUAUAACUGAUGUGAUUAAAAAAUUCGUCAUUGGCAUGACCAAUUUAAUUUGUAUCAUUUAAGUCGGCUUGUUCCGACUAAUUGUGUAGUGAUGAGUAAUUUCUUUCAUCACCGAUGGUUUUUAGUGGUAUCACGGCUUUUGAGCCGAUGAUAGUACAUGAAUAAAGGUGGUAAGUUUAAAUGGAAACGUGUUCCUAAAAUUAUUAUACACAUGCCAAUUUUAGAUAAAAAUGCACAUUAAUCGGGACCUAAGACCCUGUUAGUAUAUUAGUAACUUUGAAUUUCGGGUUUGCUUUGAUUAGCAUGAUGAGGACCCACCGUUUUUGUGCAAAAUUUAGUUUAUUGUAUUACUAAUACUGCUUCGACAUCCUCGACGGACUUGAUUCACGAACACCCGUAUCGAGGAGUAGGGGUCGUUCAUAAUAGGUUCUGUUCUAUGCAAGAUUUUCCACCCAUACGGCAACCAGCGCAAAUUUAGGUUAGUUUUUUAUUUGGUAUCAAACUGAUAUUGUAAGAAAUAUAGGUUAUUUUCUGUAAUUUAACGAUACGAAGGACAACAAUUAACUGUGAUACAGAUUGUUAUGCUGUAAUAAAGAUUUUAUAAUAGUAAUUUUAUGUAGUUUUCAUUCGCCUAUUGUGAUAUCGCUGGCCGUAACUUGUCGACUGCAUAAAGGUUGUAAUUGCCCCAUAGACAGCCCGCUGAGUUCCUGACCAGGUCUCCUGAGUGGGUCAUGAUUCUGAUCCGGUGGUAGAUUCCGCGGAGCACUGAUCUUACUAGGGCUGGUGUUAUCAAAUUCUCUCAGGUUGAACACGUGGGCUCACCUACUCAUCCGGGCGUAGCUAGAAUAGCCCCUUAGGUGAAAGCGAACCAGCGAAAAGGCGGGUUAAAAAAAAUUGUAUUUUAAAUAAAGACAACAAGUUGAAUUUUUAUUUAUUUAUUUAGCGCAGCUCACGCGGAGCAAAAUGAUUGAUCGCAUCAAUCAUCAAACUGGGGAAAAGCUUUACUUACAUUUGAUGCAUUACGCUAUAGAGAAAUACAUUUUAUGUGUGCCAUAUCAGCAAAUUUUGAAAUUGCCGAAAUAGGAUGAUCGGUAUAUGUGUUUAGUAGAAGAACGCACGUAUACCGAUCACAAUUUAUAAUAACAAUAAUCGUCGCGAGGACGAAAGUGGCUUCUAGAGAUACAAACCAACGACGUGCGGACAAGUUUAGAAUGAUUGUGAUAACAUCUUCGAAACGAGUUCGUACUACGGCACGUCCAGUUACUUGGUUAUUCUUAAACCUAAUUUACAGCACGUUCACAGAACACCUUACAACUACAACAACCAGGAAACGAGAUGUGUCGCCGUUGUCGAUCAAAACAAGCCAAUCAAUGUUAUCUAAAACGUGAAUCGCAGUCUACGCAGACAAACAAUAGCUUAGACUCGUGACAUUCCAGAUAACAUUACCAGAGUUCUUCACUCUCCCAGUUACAUUCGUAACAUCUAAACAAGUGCGUUUUAGGUGGUAAAUACACACGUUCCGUUCUCCUCGCUUUUUCAGAAACAAAUGUGCGACGAAUCUCAUAUCGCUGCCUUGUUUUUGAAAAGUUUAGGUAGGAGUAGGACUUCAAGUUUGACUCUGCUGGUAGAGACAGGGAUAGCUGGUAGGAAGAAGGCGAGGGGAGAAAACAAGAAAGGAAAGAUUGAAAAACAUAACAAAAGUAUAAACUGUGUAUCGUAUACAUUCUUAACAAUUUCAUUAGUUCGCAGAAUUCUUUAGUUAAUUCAGUACUUAGCGCAAAUGACUCUUCUCACCGGACGUCGCUUCAUGUUUCGAUCGCGUCUAAAAUCUCAUUUGCACUGUAUUGUUUUGAUGAUAGUACGACUACGAUACGAUCUUAGUACAUUUUGUUAAUCGUAACCAACUAUACGUGGCAGCAAUGUAGGAUGUGGCUGAGACGACAAUAUUAUUGAGUAUCAUUCGGCGCAUACUGUCACUUUAGAGACGUCAAGAAUACAAUGUGUAAGAAAUAGUUGAAUUUGGAUAAAAGAGAACAGAAGGAAAAGGGGAAAGGGGGAGGGGAAGGUUGCCAGAGCCUCGUUCGUUGGUCGGCAGGGUGCACCGCGGGCAGGUGAGGUUGGCUUUGGCUAGAUUGUUGGUAGUUUAGCCACUUACACCCC